AAAGACAAAAAAAAAACAUACGCUCAUACUUGAUUCCGUCCCUCAAACAUCCAUUUCUUCUUCUUAGUCACUUUGCCUUUAUUUCUCUUCUCUCGAACAAAGUAAUAUAAACACACACACACAUUUAUACAUGGAUCAAGGAGGUCGGAGCGGUGGUGGAGGAGGAGGAGCUGAGCAAGGGAAGUUCCGGGGAGUACGGAGACGGCCAUGGGGAAAAUAUGCGGCGGAAAUAAGAGAUUCGAGAAAGCACGGCGAGCGUGUGUGGCUAGGGACGUUUGACACCGCUGAAGACGCGGCUCGAGCGUAUGACCGAGCAGCCUAUUCAAUGAGAGGCAAAGCCGCAAUCCUUAACUUCCCUCACGAGUACAACAUGGGAAGCGGAUGUUCCUCUAACUCUGCAGCCACUGCGGCAAACACUUCCACGUCGAGGCAAGUUUUUGAGUUUGAGUACUUGGACGAUAGUGUUUUGGAGGAACUUCUUGAAUAUGGAGAGAACUACAACAAGAAUAAUAAUAAAAAUAAUAUUAACAUGGGUAAGAGGCAAUAAAGGGAAUGCAAUCGUAAUACGUUGAAAGCGACUUGACAGACAUUACCCAUUCAUAACGAAAACAAUCAAUCCCAAUCGUAAGAAGCUGUAUUAUCAAUGUAUUGGCAAAUAAACUGUAAUGUCAAUCAAUUUCUAUAGCGAAUAAGAUUCUUUAGGCGAGUCAUUUUAAGAGUUCAAUUUAUAAAACUUUAAAAUUCAAGCGGCUGGGUCUAUCUGUAAUUAGUUUUGAGAAUGUAA
Messenger RNA from Raphanus sativus (radish), 784 nucleotides. RefSeq names its product ethylene-responsive transcription factor 14-like. Lineage: Eukaryota; Viridiplantae; Streptophyta; Magnoliopsida; Brassicales; Brassicaceae. The record is from RefSeq and is a predicted model, not a curated record. Gene Ontology annotation, molecular function: DNA binding; DNA-binding transcription factor activity. The coding region runs from base 131 to 547 and encodes 138 amino acids. Gene Ontology annotation, biological process: regulation of DNA-templated transcription; ethylene-activated signaling pathway. The transcript has a single exon.